GUCAUGUUCAAAGAGGAGAAACGCUGCAAAUCUAUUGAACAGUGAAAGUGGACCGCUUUAUGCAAAAUGACAGAACAGAAAAGUUUGAGCAGUUGUGAUAUUAUUUCCUGACACGUUACGAUCACGCGCUGCUGUCAUAAUGUAAAACGGAGGACUGUGACUGCGUCUUAUCCGCUUGAUUUAGAGAUGAAGCCACUAAUUACUUUCGUUUUGCUAAGUCUGUGCUUGUUGCCAAUCAUUUUUGUGUUGGCAGAUUCACGCUCAUUUUCCAUCGACUACAAGAACAACUGCUUCCGAAAGGAUGGAAAACCAUUUCAGUUCAUCUCAGGAAGCAUCCACUACUCCCGCAUUCCUCGGGAAUAUUGGAAAGACAGGCUGCUCAAGAUGUACAUGACUGGACUCAAUGCUAUUCAGGUGUAUGUGCCGUGGAACUUCCAUGAGACCGUGCGGGGUGUGUUCAACUUUGCAGGAGACAGAGAUCUUGAGUACUUCUUGAACCUGGCCAAUCAGAUAGGGCUGUUAGUCAUCCUCCGACCAGGGCCGUACAUUUACACCAAUAUCACUGCAGCCUUCAUCCGACAAAGAAGGUUUGAGCCUAAAGGCCCAUUGGUGAAUUCUGAGUUCUAUACAGGCUGGUUGGAUCACUGGGGUGACAAACAUGCAUCUGUGGACACUGUCAAAGUGAGCAAAAUGCUUGGAGAGAUGUUGUCCAUGGGUGCCAGUGUGAACAUGUACAUGUUUGAGGGAGGAACAAACUUUGGCUACUGGAAUGGAGCGGAUCAUGAUACCAGGUUUCGGUCUGUGGUGACCAGUUAUGAUUACAAUGCACCUUUAUCAGAGGCAGGAGACCCCACUGACAAACUGCUUGCCAUCAGAGAUGUCAUUAAGAAU
This is a messenger RNA of Sinocyclocheilus grahami, 891 nucleotides long. Its product is annotated as beta-galactosidase-like. NCBI's taxonomy places the organism in Eukaryota, Metazoa, Chordata, Actinopteri, Cypriniformes, Cyprinidae. Gene Ontology annotation, molecular function: hydrolase activity, hydrolyzing O-glycosyl compounds. The annotation marks the transcript as partial. The record is from RefSeq and is a predicted model, not a curated record. The transcript is spliced from 7 exons. Gene Ontology annotation, biological process: carbohydrate metabolic process.